AUGUCGAAUUAUAUAGAUUACAAUCAAAAGAUUGAUUAUGUUUUCAAAAUUGUGCUAAUUGGAGAUUCAGCAGUUGGAAAAUCACAGUUUCUUGCAAGGUUCGCAAGAAAUGAAUUCAAUGCGGAUUCUAAAGCCACCAUUGGGGUUGAAUUCCAGACAAAAACGCUUGCUAUGGAUAACAAGACGGUCAAAGCACAGAUUUGGGACACUGCUGGCCAAGAAAGGUACAGGGCAGUGACGAGUGCAUACUACAGGGGAGCAGUUGGUGCGAUGUUAAUUUACGACAUGACCAAGCGUCAGUCAUUCGAUCACUUGGCCAGAUGGCUGGAGGAACUGAGGGGUCAUGCUGAUAAGAGCAUUAUCAUCAUGCUCAUUGGCAACAAGUGUGACCUGGGAAGUCUUCGAGCAGUUCCAACAGAAGAUGCAGAGGAGUUUGCUCAGAGAGAGAAUCUCUUCUUUAUGGAGACAUCAGCACUGGAGGCCACCAAUGUUGAAACUGCCUUUUGGACAGUGCUGACAGAAAUAUAUAGGAUAAUCAGCAAGAAAACUCUUGCUGGCAAUGAUAAGUCGGAUGGAAAUCCAGGUGUCUUCAAGGGAACUAGGAUUUUGGUUCCUUCACAAGCGCAGAAUUCUGAAAAGAAGGGUUGUUGCAUGUAAUUCUAGUUUCCAAUUUGGAAAUUUGUUUGAUUUUUGGAAUGCUGUCUAUUUUAGUCUCCAUUUUUCGGAACAAUGCUACAUGUAUUCUUUAGAAAGUGGAUAUCCUAAUUAUAACAAAAGCUAAAUGAUGAGGUGAAAUUAUUGUAAAUUAAGAGAUAUUUUAUUAUGGAUUAUAAUAAUAGUUUUAUUUUUAAUUUUUUUAUAUAUUUUUACGAGAUAUUUCUUUUGUUGUUUGUGUUUUUUCUUCUUUUUUUCUUCUGACAAUUAAAAUGCAUAAUUGUCCUAUGUUUAUUUGUUCCAAGCACCUUGGAUCAGACAAGGACUGACAGACCCAAAGCUCUCGGG
Populus nigra (black poplar) is the source of this 1002-nucleotide messenger RNA. RefSeq names its product ras-related protein RABA4d-like. The record is from RefSeq and is a predicted model, not a curated record. Gene Ontology annotation, molecular function: GTPase activity; GTP binding. Lineage: Eukaryota; Viridiplantae; Streptophyta; Magnoliopsida; Malpighiales; Salicaceae. The coding region runs from base 1 to 657 and encodes 218 amino acids. Gene Ontology annotation, cellular component: endosome. The transcript has 2 exons.